Toxoplasma gondii ME49 is the source of this 7282-nucleotide messenger RNA. RefSeq lists its product as hypothetical. Lineage: Eukaryota; Apicomplexa; Conoidasida; Eucoccidiorida; Sarcocystidae. The transcript is spliced from 25 exons. Bases 887 to 6619 code for a protein of 1910 amino acids. The record is from RefSeq and is a predicted model, not a curated record.
UCUUUUUCCCCCUGCGCUUUCGUCCUUGUUUCAGAAGAGACUGCUACAACUUCUUCUCCUCUCUACAAGCGAUAGUCCUCUGCUUAGACAAGAGAGGUUCGAGGAGAACGGCGCCUUCAGAUGCUCGUGUGACGUUGAACUCAGUCUUUGCUGUUUCGUGUGUCUCUCAUCCGAUCAUCUCCCGCCGUGUCUGCUCGGAUUCCUCGACCUUUUCUCUGCUUCUCCGCGUUUUGCUUCUCUCUCUGUCGGCCUCUUCUCUGCUUCCUGCUUCCACGGUCCCCGGCGUCGUCCUUCCUCCCGCCUCUGUUCUGUCUCUUGCCGAGCUCCGCGCGCGGACAAGUCAGAGCCGCCGCCGGCGACAUCUCCGCAGGCAGCGACAGCUGAACUGGCCCAUUGCUUUGCGAUUUCCAGUUCUUUCUCAUCGUCUCUCGUCUCUCUCGUGUCGCCAGGUUCUCUCGAAUUCCUUCCACCAUGUCGGAACCUGGCGAAACAGGUCUCCGGCCCGACGGUGGACCGCUGCAAGUCACACGCCUGCGAGAAUGGCUUUCUUCCGAAUCCUUUGUUUCCAUCCUUUGCAACGCAACUCUUCCUGAUCUCGUCAUCCGCGCUCUCUUCUUUUCUUUUGUUCUCGUCUGACCGCUCUACUCGUGUACUACUCUGAGCCUCUUCUCCCCCCCGUCGUUCUCUCUCCUCGUCUUUUCUUCCUUCUUCGGCUCUCAGCCUCCUUCUCUUCUCUGCCAUCUCUUCCAUCCAGGCCGGCUUCGUGGUUUCCUUCUACUCGUCGUCUUCUUCUCGUUUCCUUCCGUUUUUUUCUCGUCGUCGUCCAGUCUUCUUUUUGUCUUCGUCUCGUGUUCUUCGCGCGGUUCGUCUUCUCUUCGUUGGCAAGAUGAUGAAACUAAAGGAAAUGGUGGAGGCCGCAGAGGCCAAGGUGGAGUCGAAGCCCCCGCAGGCUGCCGAGGAGAAGGCUCCCGACCAAGCUGCAGGGGGGGCAGAGGAAGACGUCGCAGCUGCGCCAGCCGAAGGAGGCGAGGGCGCAGAGCCUCUCGACCAAGCUGAAAUCGAGAAAAUGCUCUUCGACGAGUCUCUCGGAGCGCAGGAGUACACUUACGAGGAGUUUCUCGAUCUCAUUGACCAGCCUCCAGAAGAGCGAGGAGAGGCGGAGGACGAGCGCAAGCACUGGUCGUACCCUAGAAGAUGGAAGGUUGUCCUGUGGAACCUGCAAAUUCAAAACUACAUGGACGACAACUUCUCCGCCUUCAUGGAGUUCGAGUUCGGAGGCACACGCGAAGAAUGCAAAGUCCACAAAGGAACGUCCGUUUUGAUUUACGCGACAGGACAAGACAAGAAUUACCUGCGAACUCCCGUCAUUCCAGAUGUGAGCAAUGCAGGUCCCGUGGACAUGCAUUUUCGAAAGGCCUUCGAAUAUCGCGGGUCCUACCUCGACCUCGAAAGAGAAAAGCUGAAAAUCAAGGUCUGGGAGUAUCGGAACUGGACGCUGAAUCACCUUGAGGCUGUUUAUGAAGAGGCGCUGCUAAAUCUGGCUACCGGAGAAACGCACGUCGAGCGCGACCUCUACAAAUUCAUCAAAGGGCGUCGGUCGCGUCGCUGUCGAAUCAGCUUUCACCUGUAUUUCCAGGAGCUGUACGACUUCGAGUUGUCCUUUGUCAAGUGGCGCCUCGUGCAGAUCAUGCCAUGUCCAACUCUGCAAGAAAAGAUCGCGAACCGCGGGAAGAACAAGGGCGGCUACACGCGCGAGGCGACGAUAGGCUUCAAGCGUCACCAGCUCGCAGAUCAAGCGAAAUACGUCUUUCAACAGAGACAAGUCAAAAGAGAAAUGCAAAAAAGAGACAGUCAAAGAGAGCUGCUGCCGGGCGCGUCUCGACCGGAGAUGCUCGGCGGAUUCGCGGAUAAAGGUUCCGCGCGUCUGUCUCACCUCGGCUUCGAAAGCGCAAUGAAAAUGCCGAAUCGAGGUACGCGGUCGCCGUCCGGCCUGGAGUCGAACAGACCUGAAGACGGCAACCGCAACAUGGAGGAGAUCUUUCUCCAGCACCAGGCCACCAUUCUCGCCUCCGACCAGCUCGAGGAACUGCCUGCCUCCUUGAGGCCGCCUUUGUCCAAGAGAAGGAAAGGCGAGGACAAGAAAGAUGGCAACAAAGCAGACGGACCCCAGGUGAAAAUGACCAUCUCCCUCAUGCAUGCAAGCUCAAUGAACAAAGGUCUCGGACUCGUCUCCUCCGAACGUCCUGCCGACGGAAUCCCCAGGUGGGAUAACCUCGGAGAAAUCUACUUCCGCGGCACUCUCAGAGACCUCGACUCCACAUACAUACAGGUCGUUGUCGAAGACACGACUGCGCCGAAAGUGAUGCGCCAGAUCGGCUACGGCCAGAUUCCGCUCCGCGGCGUCGUCGAUUACUCCUGCCUGAGCACCGAGCUGGGGACGCCCAUGUGGUUGGCGCUCCAAGCCAAGAUGGAAGGCUGGGGGCAUGAGCUGAAGGAAUGGUGUUUCGGAUUCGUGGAGGGAACAGUGAUGGUUGCCCACUUGCCGAGAUAUCGUCAACUCGGCGAAGUCUCAGAGUCGGACAGCGACCGGGUGUACUUGAUUCUCCGAAUAAAAGACGUGGACCAGAUCGUGACGCCUGACAAUCGACCUGUGGUCGACUCGUACGUGGAGGUAUCCUUCGACGGAACUUCGCGGCGAACGCGAACAGUGCGAAACACUUUGAAUCCUGUCUGGGACGACGAGGUCACCAUUCCCCUUCGUCUUCCUGCCUUCCGAGACAUCACGGAGUCCGACGUCACGAGAAAAGGAAAAGUCUGGCUAGACGUCUGGGGCACUGGCCCGGGAUACGUCGAUCAUCUCGGUGGAUGCUCCUUCUCCCUCUACGAAAUCUUCUUCAACGAAAAACACAACAAGCGAAACCUCACCGCCAUGCAAAGAAUCGACCUAGAAGCGAAUACGCGACAGUCGUACGAGACUCGCGUCUUCUCCACCUCCAGACGCCUCGCCUUCAUUCACAAGGCAGACCGGCCGUCGACCAUUCAAUUCGAGGCGUGGACUUGCCCCGACAUUCUGGAAGUCUCCGGCAUCGACAAACUGCCGGAGCCUGAGCGCAUCACGACAACGAGCAACUUUCCUCGAGCGCUGCGGAAUACCUACGAAAGACUGAAGCGAAUGUACGCAGAGGUCAUCGAAAAGAAAGGCUUGGUAAAUCCGGACACAGGAGUAGGUCCGCCUCGUUUUUUCGACGUCGAGUUUCUUGACCAGAGAAAGGAGACCCACUACGCACCCACGAUGGUCACAAGAAUCCGACCGCCCUUUGGCGUUGACUCCGAGAGCUCUGUCUUCCACUACUGCCGGUGUGUGCCUUUCGCGGUCAAACGAGAAAACCUUGUCUUCACCCCAGAAUUCGCCGUCCAAAUUCGAUCCGGAAACGCCAUGGAUCACUCGAUCCUCAUGACCAGCCUUCUCCUCGGUCUCCCAGCCUUCGCCUUCGUCUGUGUUGGAACGCUCUGGGAUAAACACAUGCAUGCGUGGGUAGCUACGUUUCACUACGACGACGACCGCGCAUGUGGAGUCGUGAAGUUCUGGGAGACGACGACCGGCCUGGUGUACACUCUGAAGCACCGCUUUCGCGAUCCGUACACGCUGCAAAGGCUGUCGGCGGACCCUGAGUUCGGCAUCCUGAAGAUGAUGAAUAUCCAGAGGAGAAAGCGUCUAAGCAUCUUGGGAGUGUCAGUAGACGCCGACACACCUGACUACAUUUCUCGGAGCGGCGAGGAUCUCGUUCAAUCGGAGUUCCCGACCGGGGGGGCGAAGUUGCCGUAUCGCUCGCUGGAUAUCAUGUUCAACAAUCGCAACGUCUGGCUGAACAUUCAAGACGGCAAUCCUGCGAAAGUAUGGUUCGACAUCUGGGAUGUGGAGCAGUGGUACCAGUUUUCCCCGGGUCUCCACGAUGUGCCGCCCUGCUUCAUCGUCCGAGGCUUCGGAGCGAAGGUAGCGGAAUGGCAGUUCGACAGGGCCGCUCAAGAAAUCCAGGGAAAAGUCUUAAGUGACAUCACGGCUUUUCGCGCGACGCGAAACCUCCCCACCAAGUGGAAUCGCGACGACGUCCUCGACGCGUUUCUGCAAAUGGGGCUCGAACUGCUGCACCAAGCGGCCACCGCUCGCGACGAAGACUUCCAGCUCGCUCGUCUGAAGCUCGAAGAUUGGAAAAAGGCGUUUUACUCCAAGGUCCCGUGUAGCUACAGGGUGCGCGGGGCUCCUCUACACUUUAAUACGUACGACUCCAAGACGAUAAGUGACGCCAUCAUCGCAAAUGUGGACUUCGUAGAGUCUCGAGACCGGAGUGCCUUCUUCAGUCUCGCGGUCAUGCUGUACAACCUUCCCGGUGAACUGGUCUCGACUUACGUCUACAUCUGUGUCACACAGAAGGUGACGGAGAGAGAACGGAGACGCAUUCUUGCUCAGAAGGAAAAGCAAUCUCGUGAAGACGCACAGAGGAAAGCGCGGAAGCAACGACGCAAGGCUGGCCACGAGGGCGCCGACAACGGAGCAGAGGACAAGCAGGGCGCAGAAGGCAACGAAGAAGAGCAUGGCGACGCGGCCGCGGCGGCGGUUGCGGAGGAGAGCGUUUCGGCAGAGGCGGUCCAAGGAGAUGAAGAGCCGAAGAAGGUCGUGAAGAAAGGUGCAGUUCCCCGAGUGAAGAAGAGGUCCUACGAUCAGGUGGAGGGAACAGAGGUCGCUGCCAUUGCAAUUGAAAGAGACUUUUUUACUGAGGCUGAGGCGCCAGAUUUCAAGAACCUCAUGAGCGACGUCGAACAUGCAAUCAACACACACCUGGGCCUCUCGCCGGGGCGCGUCCGCGCGUUCCAGGCGAGGUACGCCGAGAAGCGAAUUGUUUUCGCGGUCGGACCACCGAUGGACGACGCGACUGAGGCAGAUGCUGUCAGCUCGGUGGCGCUCAUGGAGAAACUCCGAGACAUACUUCCGAGCAUGGCGCAUGAAGAAGGCCGUUUCCAAGAAGUCACGGGUGGCGGCGCGACUCUCCAGUGGGACGGCCCAGGAACGAACAUUUUGGAUCGGAUAGCGCAGGAGCAAGCAACGGCAGGCGAAGGAGAGCAGCAGACUUCUGAGGGGAUUCCGACUCGCGACAUGCAGGUCGACGGCACGGCGGUUUUGGAGGAGGCCGGCGAGAAGAGCGACAAGAAGAAGAAGAAGAAAGAGAAGAAGGAGAAGAAAGAGAAGAAGGAGAAGAAAGAGAAGAAGGAGAAGAAGGAGAAGAAAAAGAAGAAGGGCGGCGAGACAGCCGCGGAACCUGAGGAAGCUUCGGCUGUCCUCGCACCGCCUCCAGUGCCUGUCCCUGCGGCGGCGAUUCCUAGCGUCCUUCUGCCGGCCGACAGCGAGGACGGGGAGAAGGAGCAGCCGAAGGAGAAGAAGAAGGAGAAGAAGGAGAAGAAAAAGAAGAAGGACGGCGAGACAGAUGCGGAACCUGAGGAAGCUUCGGCUGUCCUCGCACCUCCUCCAGUGCCUGUCCCUGCGGCGGCGAUUCCUAGCAUCCUUCUGCCGACCGACGGCGAGGAUGGGGAGAAGGAGAAGACGAAGGAGAAGAAGACAGAGAAAAAGAAAGAGAAGCAUACUGAGAAGAAACACAAGAAGAAGAGCGAGGCACUGCCCGAGAGCGAGACGACCGCAGUCGUCACAGUGACUCCAGGCGAAGAGGACGAGACUUCGCCGCUUGUCCCUGUGCCUUCGUCGAUCGCAUCCUCUGAGGCGCCGGAGCCUCCUGCGUCCACUCGAGUCACUCCGGCCCCGGAGCCGAAGGCCAAGCCAGGCCUCUCGAUGGGCGCUGCUCUGCUCGCAGUUCGAGCGCGUUCGCGCCUCCAGAGAAAGCACUUGGCACAGCAGCUUAGUUCGUCGUCGUCGAGUGAGGUCUCCGCCUCCUCUGCAUCUUCUCUCUCCCCCUCGUCCUCCUCAUCCUCCGACUUCGCGGAGACCCGCGCAAAGGCAGACGCCCUGCGCGCGCGUCUGCAGGCGGCGCAGGCGCGGCUGGCGGCGGCGCGAGAGACCGAGGUGUCUUCUUCAGAGACCGAGUCCUCAGAGACUUCUGAGGCUUCCUUUCUCUCCAGCGACGGCGAGUGGGAUGCCCUCUGGCAGUCCCAGCGCGCGGCGGCGAUGGAGAGACAGCAGCGACUCCAGAAAAUGGUCUCUGGAGUCAAGGCCGCGUACCGGCGGCUGGAGGAAGAGAACACUCGCCUGGCAGCGACUCGCCGCAGAGACGACAAGCUGCAGAGACAGGUUGAGGCAGAACGCGAACGCGCCGUCGAACUCCUCAAAGAAGCCACCCGACGAGCGAAGGAAGAAAAGGAUCUCAUUGCGCGGCAGCCACCGCCCGCCAGGGAUUGGUCCGACACGGUGGUUCUGUCGACACCACAAAUAUUCGUCAAUUCUCAAGCAGCGUGUGCUCCAUUUGCCGACUCCGGAAGAGACGAAGGCGGCCGCGACGAAUGGUACGAGGUCUCAGACGCCUGCUCCCGCCGCGCAGAAAGCUCGAACGAGUCUCGGACCACGGCAGGCGCGAAGCUUCGCCAGCAACAACUGGAUCUGGCUGGGCGCACCUGAACGAGAAGAAAAGAGGACUUGCAAAAUCGAACAAGAUGAACAGAAAUGGAAAAGAAGGCGACUGAAAGACAGAAGGCGCUGGGACAGACGCCGGGAAAGCGCGGAAACCAGAUUUCGCUCGACCACGUUCCAAGGAAACGCGAAAUGAGAACGGAGAUGCAUGAGGGAAACGCUCUCAGAGAAGAAAACAUGAGGGGUCGUCUUGAGCCGCUUGCUGCCAUUGUCGGAGAGGGGCGACGCCGUUUGGUGUCUCGAACAUACCUGGGAUGUCUGCGAUCGCCGUAAUACCUAAGCAGCGGUUUUUGCAUGUUUUAGAAUUGGAAACGCCCACACGUCGUCCCCAUGUACAUUUCCACGCAUGCAUGGGUCGACUUGUUUUUUGCGUUGGCUGUCGGUGCACUCCGGAGAAGGCAUCGCGUGUUUCGCUGUGCCUUAAUGCCGUUUUUGACGUUGCGUUUGUGUGGAGGAAACAGGAAGAGUCUUUUGAAUGCAAUCGAGUUUCUAACUCGAGUUCCCGUUUUCCAACAAAUGCGAACAUGCAGGUAUUUGUGCCUUUUUGCGCCCAUGGCACAUUUUUUCGGCGGUAUUUUGUUCGUGUCAGACCGAUACCGUCGUUCUCUUACAUGCCGCGUCGAUAAACCGGGCUACACACUCUGUUCUGGG